Messenger RNA from Hippopotamus amphibius kiboko, 2097 nucleotides. RefSeq names its product palmitoyl-protein thioesterase 2 (gene PPT2). The transcript has 9 exons. Gene Ontology annotation, cellular component: lysosome. Gene Ontology annotation, molecular function: palmitoyl hydrolase activity; thiolester hydrolase activity. The record is from RefSeq and is a predicted model, not a curated record. NCBI's taxonomy places the organism in Eukaryota, Metazoa, Chordata, Mammalia, Artiodactyla, Hippopotamidae. Bases 447 to 1424 code for a protein of 325 amino acids.
UUCAGGGCGGGGUCGUGGAGUCGCUGUGGUGCAAAGACUCAUCCGAAACCAAGCGAGCCUGAGUUGGCACUGGCCUGGGAGCCCUCCGCCCCUUGCGGGUGGGUCUUAGAUGGAUCCCGGAGUACAGUAGGGCAGAAGAAACUGGGCCAAGCUACACUUUUGCCUCGAGGGGCCUCGAGGACUCUCCGCGUCUCUGGAGACAAGGGCACUACAAGCACUUCAGGAUGAAGAGUUGUAAGACGCAGACCUGGCGCAGGCGGGAGGGAAGGGUUAGGAGUAGGGUCCGCCUGGGCUACCUUGAGCCCUCAUCCGGCGGACGAAGAAAUGCGAAGGACUGCCUUUCCCCAGUCUGUGCCCCCAGCGCCUCCCUGGGGAAAUAGAACUCUUGUGUUCCGUUGCGGAGUCGGACGCCUGGAUCGGGAAGUAGGGCGAAUCAAGGCCGGGAAAUGGGAUUCUUGGGUCGCUGCUGCCGCAGAAGAGGCCUUCUCUCAAUUUCCAGGACAUGCGGGAGCAUGCUGGGGCUCCCCGGGCUGCGGCUCCCCCCGGCGGGGUUCCUGCUCCUGUUGCCAUUCCUGCUGCUGCUGCUACUGCCCACAGCCCCCGCGCCCCAGCGGGCUUCCUACAAGCCGGUCAUCGUGGUGCACGGGCUCUUUGACAGCUCGUACAGCUUCCGCCACCUGCUGGAAUACAUCAACGAGACACACCCUGGGACUGUGGUGACAGUGCUCGAUCUCUUCGAUGGGAGAGAGAGUUUGCGGCCCCUGUGGGAACAGGUGCAAGGGUUCCGAGAGGCUGUGGCCCCCAUCAUGGCAAAGGCUCCUCAAGGGGUGCAUCUCAUCUGCUACUCGCAGGGGGGAUUGGUGUGCCGUGCACUGCUGUCUGUGAUGGAUGAACACAAUGUGGAUUCUUUCAUCUCUCUCUCCUCUCCACAGAUGGGACAGUAUGGAGACACGAACUAUUUGAAGUGGCUGUUCCCCACCUCCAUGAGAUCUAACCUCUACCGGAUCUGCUACAGCCCUUGGGGCCAGGAAUUCUCCAUCUGCAACUACUGGCAUGACCCCCACCAUGAUGACUUGUACCUCAAUGCCAGCAGCUUUCUGGCCCUGAUCAAUGGGGAAAGAGACCAUCCCAAUGCCACUGCUUGGCGGAAGAACUUCCUUCGCGUGGGCCGCCUGGUGCUGAUUGGGGGCCCUGAUGAUGGUGUCAUUACCCCCUGGCAGUCCAGCUUCUUUGGUUUCUAUGACGCAAAUGAGACGGUCUUGGAGAUGGAAGAGCAACUGGUUUAUCUGCGAGAUUCUUUUGGGUUGAAGACUCUCCUGGCCCGGGGGGCCAUAGUGAGGUGUCCAAUGGCUGGGAUCUCCCACACGGCCUGGCACUCCAACCGUACCCUUUAUAAGACCUGCAUUGAACCUUGGCUCUCCUGAGGGAUCCCUCAGGAACUCCCCAACCCAGAGACCAAGUGGUAGCCUUGGAUGUCAGGCCCUGGUGUGCCUGUGACCAUCUCAUUGCUCCCAAACUGCCCCCACCAACCAGGGCUCCCAGGACCCCUUCCUCUGCUCCUCUGUGAAUGACAGAUCCUGGUUUCUUCCAUCUCGUGUCCUCUCAUUUGGGGGUUGCUCCGUGCUCUCCCAUCCUCUUAAGGCCAAGGUUGGGAGGUGAGAAACCAGGUUAACUUGUGGCUGCUCCUACUGCUGCUGCUCCUCCGUCUCCGGCUGUACAGGAGGAGAACCCAGCCCCUGCCCACCUCAGGGGUCUCCUUCCAGGCCACUCAGGAUAUUUUUAGCUUCUGUUUUCCCCAUGUUCCCUGUUCCUCUGAACUCCCCUGUUGUGAGCCCUCCCAACCCCCAGGAAGGACCACCCAUGAGAGUGGGGUUCUGAGGCUCCCCUAUGGGGACAGUUCCAUUCUUGAAGUGUCAGUGUUGGGGAUUAUCUGUGGCCUGUGAGGCCCAUCUCAGGUUUGGGGAUCCCCCAGUCCCUAUGUUAAGUAUUGGGGUGCCCUCUGGGAGCCUAGUUUCUUUGAGGCUCCAGCCCCUCUUUUAGCUACCCUUGAAUGGGUGUUAUCCCUGUAUUUAUGGAAAUAAAGGUCCAUUUACUCAG